AUGAAGGUGGAGGAAGAAACGGGAAACGUCGGCGGAGCGGUGGCCGCCAGUGAGUGCUGUAUCACCAGACUUCUGAGCGUCGUGGAGAGCGAGUUACAGGCCGGUCGAGAGAAGGGAGACCCCACAGAAAAACAGCUCAAAGUCACACUGGAAGAUUCUGAACUCUGGAGAAAAUUCAAAGAAGUGACCAAUGAGAUGAUUGUAACGAAGAACGGCAGGAGGAUGUUCCCAGUUCUGAAGGUCAGCGUGGCAGGUCUAGAUCCCAACGCCAUGUAUUCGUUCCUGCUGGACUUCAGCCCUGCAGAUGGGCAUCGCUGGAAGUAUGUAAACGGCGAGUGGGUCCCGGCGGGCAAACCUGAGCCUCACAGUCAUAGCUGUAUAUACAUCCACCCUGACUCGCCCAACUUCGGUGCCCACUGGAUGAAGGCUCCAGUGUGCUUCAGCAAAGUCAAACUGACCAACAAACUCAACGGAGGUGGCCAGAUCAUGCUGAAUUCUCUUCAUAAGUAUGAGCCACAAAUUCAUAUAGUUCGUGUGGGAGGCAGCCACAGGAUGGUGACCAACAUCUCUUUCACAGAUACUCAAUUCAUCGCUGUAACAGCCUAUCAGAAUGAAGAGAUAACUGCAUUGAAGAUAAAACACAACCCUUUUGCUAAAGCUUUCCUUGAUGCCAAGGAAAGGAGCCAUUCAAAGAAUCAUCAAGAACCUCCAGCUGAAAACCAGCAUGUGGGCAUACCACACUAUGGGUGGUUCAUAUCAAACCCAGACACUCUGUGUUCUGCAAGUGGUGGUAACUUUCCAUACCCAGGAGGUUUACCACUCGCUCCCCACCAUGGCUACAAACACUACCCAAGUCUGCACGGACACAGAGCAGCCCCGUACCCAUCAUCCUACUUGUCCCGCCACCAUCAUCACCGUGGUCACAACUCAGUGUCUCUGCCUGAGAAUUUGAGUCCAGGUGCAGUGCAGGUGUUCUCUGGUAAUGAGGGCUGGACAGGUGUGUCUCCUCCUGGUCCUGCUGCGAUGCUGUCUAUGCAGACUGCUCCAAGCUCACCUGGAGCCAGCAGUCAGUAUCCAUGCUUGUGGGCUGUGAGCAGCUGCACUGUGUCAUCCAGUCCUCCAGGGGGCAUUGUGAGCACCACACACAGCCAGGAGGAGCCUGUAGAUGGUAUCUCCACCUCCACAUCACCCUGCACGUUACUGCAGAUCCACGGACCAACCAGCUCUGAGGGUGGAGUUGACCAAGCCAGUCACAGUAGGGUGGGUGGGUUGAGCUGGCCUUCUGUCACCACCCAUUCAUUUUGAAUGAUCUUUAGACUGCAAGAGUGUACAAGAAAUAUUUUAAGAAGUGUACAGUUGGUUCUGAUGUGUGUCAAUAGCUCUGUCCCAAAUUAUGUCUAAAGCCCUUCCUCCAAAUCCACACUUUGAUGACAUAAUGCCACAUAGGCUCUUUCCCAGAUGGUGCCAACUGAACAUUUAAAGGGGUCAUAAGAUGCUAUUUUCUAUAAAUUUAUUAUCUUCCCUGAGGUCCAAUGAUAAUGUUAUGAAAGUGUUUUUGUGCAAAAAAAAAGUCACAAUUAGUAAUAUAUGAUUAUUUUCCACCCUGUUUUUGGCCCUCUGUCUGAAAUGCUCGGUUUUGGCCUAAAGCACCUCCUUAAUACUUCAACGUAAACACCCAAGGUUCUGAUUGGCUAACAUCAUGCAGCCCCUCAAAUUCAGCAAAUUCAAUCGGAAGAACAUAAAACAAAAUUGCAGGAUUUACACAACACAUCCAACACAUUGCAUCUGAAUAUAUUAAACUGUUUAUUUCAAGCGUAACUGUUAACACAGGGCACCAUAAACUAUCAAACAGUCAUGAUAUUUGAAAUAUUCAUGAAUGAAAUGGUUUACUUUUUUUUUUUUGUGUGAGAAUGAUUUUUUGUGUCUUUAAAUGCCCCAUCCUUUAAUAACAGUUCUUUUGCAAAGCUUGAAUUGUAUUAUGAUGGUUCUCAAACAAUCGACACUGACAUGAGCUGAAAAAAAUGAACACAUCAUAGCCCAAAGAAUGGUGAAAUUAUGCACACAUAUACUGAAGGUGCACUGAGGUGUACAUAGCCGGAAACACACCGAAACUGUCAAAGACGUCCAUCGUCAAAGACGUCCUAUGUUUAUAUACACCAACAAUUAAAAAUAGCGCAGAUGGGUGAAAGAACGCGUCCAUGACAUGUUUGUGCUAAAAGCAACACAGGCAGCAGCUGAAUGAAAGAGAAUUACUUCUCCUUUUCAGAGUUGUAACUUGACACCGCGUCUUUAAAAAGAGGCAUGGGAUAUGUAUCAAGUGGUCAAAGAUGUCUGGUAGUGCAUGAAUAUAUUCAAAAAUAAUCCAAAAUAGUCCAGAUUGGUCCCUUUUGGCAUUAUGAUUGGAAUAGUUAGCCACACAAGGCCUGCUCUCUUGACCUGCACACCAGUGGGCGGGGCCAAGGGUGCGAUGACGCAUGUUGUGGGAUGUGUCAAUACAAAUGAGCAAUGUUUUGUGACGUCAAGAACAGACACAUUUCAAAACGAGACGUUUCAGCAGGGUGGCAGCUGGCAACUAUAAAUGCUCUUUUUAGACUGGGGAGGAUGUUUUGAGUCCUGAAAUUUACAGUAUGUUUUUUAAUGUACAGAUACCCUUUAUAUUUCUAAAUAUCAAGGACAAUUUGAUUCUCCAUUUCAUGACCCCUUUAAAUUGCAAUGAAAUUGCAAUUGCGUAAAAAUUACCAUUUCAGAUGUAUCAAAUUAUGAUCAAUAUAUAUCGAUAUAUAAUUAGAUAGUACAGCAGAAAAUAGUUCCGAAAGAAGCCAAUGCAUCAAGCACAACUCUGCUCUCUGCACUGCUCUCUUACUCUGGUUUUAAACUAGUGGUGUUUUGUUUUGUGUUUGUGAAUGAAUCAGUUUUUUUGAACGAGAACGAGUGAUCUUAAAUUAAAUGAAACGUUCUCAUUUACUUCCAUUGUCUCGGUCGUGUUUUCAGCUAAUCAGUUAAGUCAGUGAUUCACUAAAAGAUGCACAUUUUUGACCACUUACUGUUGUAGAGAUGAAAUCUCCAGACAUUGUCAGGGUGAACAAGCAUUCCAGUUGGAAAUAUAGGGAUUAUUUUACAUUUAUUGAGCUGAAAAAAGCAGUGUUUUAGAAAGUAACUUAAAGUAUUUAGUAAUGUAAUUACUUUUACGAUUAAGUAAUCUAAUUAUAAUUUUAAAAAAAUAAUUAGUCAUUUGUAAUGGAUUACUUUAUUUGAGUAAUUUUCCCAACAUGGACCACAA
This is a messenger RNA of Myxocyprinus asiaticus (Chinese sucker), 3280 nucleotides long. RefSeq names its product T-box transcription factor 19 (gene tbx19). Gene Ontology annotation, biological process: mesoderm formation; regulation of transcription by RNA polymerase II; positive regulation of DNA-templated transcription. Bases 1 to 1305 code for a protein of 434 amino acids. The record is from RefSeq and is a predicted model, not a curated record. The transcript is spliced from 8 exons. Gene Ontology annotation, cellular component: nucleus. Gene Ontology annotation, molecular function: RNA polymerase II cis-regulatory region sequence-specific DNA binding; DNA-binding transcription factor activity, RNA polymerase II-specific. NCBI's taxonomy places the organism in Eukaryota, Metazoa, Chordata, Actinopteri, Cypriniformes, Catostomidae.